AUGGCUGCAGUACAACGCGAAUCAACCGACGUCUUCUGUUGCAAAGCGGGCUUGACUGUGCACAGUCGACCAUGCCUCUUCGCCUCCCACCGGCACCCCCCACCGGACUCGGGCCAUGGACAUGAGGUUGACAAAGCCAAGUCGCCAGUCGACUUCAACGGCUUUACUGUGCCCAAAAUUAGCCGCAAACAAUUGCGACUUGCAGAAUGUCGGUUCUAUCUCAACAUUCCAUCAUUUUCGGUCCGGGUCUGGCGAACUCGAGCCUUCAACCCGGCUCGAAUGAGAGCGGCUCUUUUUGGGGCUCAUGACGCAGUUGGUAGCCACGUGCACAAUGAGGUUGAAUCUGGUCGUCGAUUGAAGACAAACCCUUUGUUGGUAGAACUGACUGCCAACCCCAGUUUCUCGUGGUAG
This is a messenger RNA of Protopolystoma xenopodis, 411 nucleotides long. NCBI's taxonomy places the organism in Eukaryota, Metazoa, Platyhelminthes, Monogenea, Polystomatidea, Polystomatidae. The record is from the annotation of a GenBank genome assembly.